Messenger RNA from Lolium rigidum, 1105 nucleotides. Its product is annotated as CASP-like protein 5A1. The record is from RefSeq and is a predicted model, not a curated record. Bases 1 to 669 code for a protein of 222 amino acids. Gene Ontology annotation, cellular component: membrane. The transcript has 3 exons. Lineage: Eukaryota; Viridiplantae; Streptophyta; Magnoliopsida; Poales; Poaceae.
AUGAUGCCGCAGCCGAGCCACCCCCUGGUGCACCCGGACCCGGCGCCGGCGCAGCCGCCGCCCGCUCCCGCUCCGGCACCGCCCGCUCCAGCUCCAGCCGCUGCCCCGGCACCGGCUGCGUUGCAGGUGCAGGGGCCGGCUCCGGCUCCGGCUCCGGCGGCGGCAGCGGCGCCCGCGAACGCGCCGCCCGGGGUGCUGAUGCGGAACUUGCCGGGCGCGCCGGGGACGCGGGCCGGGCUCGGGCUCCGCCUCGCGCAGGCCGCCCUCGCGGCCGCCGCGCUCGGCGCCAUGGCCUCCACCGGCGACAGCUACUCCUCCGUCACCGCUUUCCGCUACUUCGUGGCAGCAGUAGCUUUGCAAUGCAUGUGGAGCCUCGCCAUGGCCGUUGUGGAUGUCUAUGCAAUUCUUGUCGGACGUUCCUUCCGGACUCCCCGAGUUGUCAGCAUACUUAGCAUUGGGGACUGGAUCACAGGAGCCCUGACCUUCAGUGCUGCAUCUGCAGCGGCAGGCAUCACCGUUCUCAUCAACGAUGACCUGGAAUUUUGCUAUGAUAAUCCCUGCCCAAGCUUCAUGUCUGCUACAGCCAUGGCUUUCCUGAGCUCAUUUGUGCUUGCACCGUGCUGUGUCCUGAACCUGGGCCAGGUGAUCUACAGAUUACAGAGACCGUAGUCUGCCGAACAAGAAUCAGGGUCUGUUUGUGCACCGAUGCCCUUUCAUAACCAACCAGGAUACGGCGUGGCACAGUUAAUGACACUAGGACUUCUGUUAAAGGGUGCCUGUGAAGCUCCGCCUUUUGUUAAAGUUUGCAGCAUAUGCCUUCUGGUAUAUGUGAAGGUGGACUGGUUGUUUAUGAUCCGUGGAUGAACGGAUGAGCUACUUGUGUAGAGCUCAAGGUUGCUGAUAUAGUAAUCUGGUUAAUUAUUGACACCCGAAUCUUACCUCUCGAGAUUUCUUGUGUAGUGUGGUUGUCGCUGUGAGUGAUGGAUUAUACGUUCAUUCAGCAUUUCCCCUGUUUCGGAUUUAUUCGGUUUGUGAAGUGCAAUAGUUAACAUUGCAUUUCUGAAGUUAUUUGUACUACUUGUUGGCCUUGAAUGUUAUAACUGAA